Molecule: messenger RNA, 1418 nt
Organism: Macrosteles quadrilineatus (aster leafhopper)
Lineage: Eukaryota; Metazoa; Arthropoda; Insecta; Hemiptera; Cicadellidae
Product: basic proline-rich protein-like
Exons: 2
Coding region: 58-1350 (430 amino acids)
Source: RefSeq, a predicted model, not a curated record
AAAGUCUAUAAGUCAGACUGCAAGUGGUAAAAUAUACAGUUUGCAGUAGAAUUGAAGAUGGGGAAAAUGGUGCCACUAGUGGCAUUUGGAAUAUUUCUGCUGUGUCAGACAGCACUGUCAGCUCCGGCUCCAAGCCCAUCUUUCAGCUUUGGAAACCCCGGUGCUGCUGCGCUGUCUGGGCCCAUCUCCUUUGGCCUUCUAAAGAGCGGACCAUCAGCAGAUGCCUACCCAGAGCCAAACCCAGAAGCAGACCCAGAUGCAUACCCAGAGGCUCUGCCACUCCCUGCUGCUCUGCCCUUCCCUGAGCCCGAACCAGAGCCUAUGCCAGCACCUGAGCCUGAACCCGAGGCUAAACCAGAACCCGAACCUGAGCCCAUGCCAGCCCCUGAACCCGAACCUGAGGCCAAACCAGAACCAGAACCUGAAGCUAAGCCAGAACCUGAAGCUAAGCCAGAACCUGAACCAGAGCCUGAGGCAGAGCCUGAAGCUGAGCCGGAACCAGAAGCUAAGCCUGAAGCCAAGCCUUCUCCUUUCGGUGACGCCAGACCUCACCCCAAGCCUCGUCCAGGCCACAAGACCAAGCCUCAUCCCAAUCCUCAUGCUGGACCUUCCGGACCUUCUGGACCAUCUGGACCUUCAGGGCCCAGCCCCGCAGCCCACCCUCUAGCCUACCAGGAGCACCAGUCAGGUCCUCACGCUGGUCCUGCCCCAUCCCACCAAGGACCCAACCCGAGUGCUCACGCUGAGGCUUACCCGCACCCAGCUGCCAACCCAGACGCUCACCCAUACCCUUCAGCACAACCCAUGCCAGUUGCUAACCCAGAUGCCCAUCCUUAUCCGUUUGCUCAGCCUUUGCCAUCUGCCAAUCCUGAGCCUCAUGCGUUCCCUUACGCUCAGCCCAUGCCUGCAGCCAACCCUGAAGCUCAUCCUUAUGCCUCAGCUAACCCCGAUGCUCACCCAUACCCAUACGCACAGCCCAUGCCUGUGGCCAACCCUGAGCCACAUGCGUAUCCUUCAGCUUACCCUAACCCCGAGGCUCACCCAGCUGCUUACCCAUCAGCAAACCCAGCACCCGCUGCAUACCCGACUGCUUACGCUCAACCCUCAGCCAACCCUCAACCGUCACCUUACGCUCACCCUGCCGCCAACCCUGAAGCUCAUCCAUUCGCUUCACCCAACCCUGACCCAUACGCUGCUGCUCACCCUGCAGCUCAGCCCCUACCUGCAGCUGGCCCCUUCCCCAGUGCCUAUCCUGGUGCCCAGCCUUCUGCCUCUGCCUCAGCUGACGCCUACGCCGCUGCAUACCCCAACGCCUACGCAUCACCCUUCAGCGGCGCUUUCACCUUGUAAUUUUAUAAAUUAUAUCAUUAAAUUUAAAGACAAUUAUUUUUAUUCAUUAAACUUUAUAUUUAUUGAUA